Messenger RNA from Drosophila ficusphila, 1070 nucleotides. Its product is annotated as trichohyalin-like. The record is from RefSeq and is a predicted model, not a curated record. Bases 192 to 1070 code for a protein of 292 amino acids. The transcript has 3 exons. NCBI's taxonomy places the organism in Eukaryota, Metazoa, Arthropoda, Insecta, Diptera, Drosophilidae.
AGUUGUCAAAUAAGGAGCAUCGCUUCUCCGCAUGUUUAUUUUACUUUUGUUAUUCGUUUAAAAAGCAACAAAAAUAGAGCUCUCAGCGUUCCAUUUCAAAUAAUAGAAGUCUCGUUUAUGCAGAUUGCAGUGCAUAUCUAGUUGAGAUUCGUUUUAAAAUUAUAUUUAUUUUGAUUUGUUGACUGAUUUCAAUGGACAAGGAGGAGGUCCUGAAGCACGUGGGCAAGGUGGUCAGGGCCCUGAUCACUUCCGCCAAGCCGCCGGUCGAAUUGCGGUCCAUAGUAAGGGAUUACGUGGCCAUCGAGGGCGAGCCAAUACCCUUUCGCCAAUUUGGUUACAACAGCCCACAGCAGAUGCUCCAGGACACGCAGGAGUUCAACUUUCAAAAUUACGGCAAAGAGAUCAUCAUCACCGCAAGGUAUAACGCCAAAACCGAGCACAUUGCGUCUAUGGUGCGCCAGCAAAAGAGCAGCAAGACAAAGGCACUUAGAAAGCCAUCGCCAGCGGUUCCGAGAGAACUACUUUUCCAUAGGAGCAAUCAGCAGAAUUACCAAGCUCAUGCUCAGCAGAACCAGCACAACCAACAGUACCAGCAGUAUCACCGACAACAGCAGCAGCAGCAUCAGUAUCGGCAACAGCAGGGGUACUGGCCAUCAGCUGCACAGCAAUACCAUCAAGCUCCUCAAAUUAAUUGGGCACAACAGCAGGAGCUGCACAGGGAACAAGAAAGGAGGCAGGAAGAGGAGCUGCGGCGGAACAAGGAGCGUGUGCUGCAGGAAAAGGCCAAGCGGGAAAAAGAGCUAAGGGAACAAGAACUGAGAAAGGAGAUCAACAAGGAGCUGCAGGCGGAGCUAAAAAAGGAGCAGGAAAGGUUCAGAAAAGAGUUGCAGAUACGGCUCGAUAUUCAUUUGCAGGACUGCAAAAGGCAGCAGGACCAGGAGCUCAAAAAGCGAACGGAAGAUUUGGAAAAUCUUAAGCAGAAAUUCCAUCGAAAGGAGCAGGAGCAAAAGAAAAGGAAGCUGAACUUAAGGACAAGGAGCGGAAAAUUUUGCGGGAUCAGGAAAACUUGA